Molecule: messenger RNA, 1944 nt
Organism: Mercenaria mercenaria
Lineage: Eukaryota; Metazoa; Mollusca; Bivalvia; Venerida; Veneridae
Exons: 1
Coding region: 1-1944 (647 amino acids)
Biological process (GO): positive regulation of DNA-templated transcription
Cellular component (GO): chromatin; nucleoplasm
Molecular function (GO): ubiquitin-protein transferase activity; protein binding; zinc ion binding
Source: RefSeq, a predicted model, not a curated record
AUGGAGUCAAGAGAGAGUCUCUCCAAAGGAGAGAGCAGCAACCAAAGACCGGACUGCACUGAUAAUAACGGCAUAUGCGAUAAGGGAAACAAAAGGGAAGAGACGGUCGAAGAAAAGUACAAUAACGGUAAAUGUGAACCGUGUUUGUUUGAUGAAAUUGAAGAAGAUGCUGUUUCGUUUUGUGUAGUUUGCAUUGAGUAUUUGUGCAAAGGUUGCGCCCGCGACCAUAGGAGGAGUAAGGUAACAAGAAGCCAUAAAGUGUUAGAUGAGAACGAAAUGCCAAAAGACCCCGGCAUUUUCAAAAUGAUGAAGUCUAUGAUGACAUGCACUGAACAUAACGAUAUUGAAGUUUCGUAUAAAUGUCAAAAACAUGAGAAAUUCAUUUGCACAAAAUGUCUUGCAGUUAAUCAUAGGAAAUGUGAUGAAGUAGUAGAAGUCUCAAAUGUGCAAAAUUCUUCCACUGACAGAGAUACCGAAACCUCAUUGUCAGCUUUAUUACAAACUGUUCAUGAUAUGACUAUUUCAGUACGAAUUGCAAAAGAAGACAAUAUCAAAAACAUACAUCUUGACAAUGCCUACAUUGCAGAAGAACGAUCAGAAUUCAUUAAAAGUUUACAAGAGCAUUUGCUGAAGCUUGAUGAAAAGUCUAAAAUGGAAACGGAAACCAUUGUAACAACAGAAAUUGAUGCAAUAAAAGAAGAAGUAGAUCAUUGUAAGAAAAUAGAAUAUCAAGAAAUCAAGUAUAAAAAGCUACUUGAUGUCGCUAUGAAUUAUGGUAGCGCAGUCGAGCAGAACGUGAUUUCCGAAUUAGUAAAAAAGAAGGCUGAAGACUUCAAGGAUGAAACCAAAAAGCAAGAGGCAAAGGCAACUGUUCGUCUGGAAUUCGAAAGAAACCAAGGUUUCACAGAUGUAUUAAGAACUGGAAAUGUAUAUGUUUUAAGGGGCGAGAAAAAAGAUGCUCAGAAAAAUGAUGACCAUCAAUACGAAAAUCCCAGUAAGCAAAUAUCAUUAGAAACUUCAAGCGAAGUUAUUGAUGAGACACCAUCAAACACUGGAAAAGCUUUGCACACAGGACCAUUAAUGCAAAGCUCGGUCAGCAGAACGAGAACGAUGCAUGAUUUACAUCAAACCACCGCUGGAUUUAGAUGUUCUCUAACAAAUAUAUUGGUUUUGUCAGAUGGGCGAAUUGUUGUGACAGACUAUAACAACAAAUCUAUUAAAAUACUUAAUCUGGAUAUGUCUGUAAAGAUGGAAUUUAAACUGGAUGGAAAGCCAAUAGAUUUGUGUCAAACUUCAAAAUAUCACUUGGCUGUCAUAUUUGAUGGCAAGAAGAUGAUUAAUAGAUUUAAAGUUGGAGAUGAUACAGUGUGUAAUGAUGGAGGGUUCCCUUCCAAAUUGUAUCCAAUCAGUAUUGAAAAAUCUAAUGAAAAUGACAGUCACGUUAUUAUAUUGUUUUCCGAUGAAAAGAGAAACACACCAAAAAAUAGUGACAGGGAUACUGUCAAGAUACAGGUACGAAGCGUGCAUAAUGGGGAAAUCAUUAAGCAGUUAACACUUAAGAUGAUUUUGGAAAACCCUGGUCGAAUUCGCGUGAUGCCAAAAGUUCAAAACGUCCUUCUGAUUUCGGAAAAUGAGAAGUUCCACUGUUUUGAGGUGGAUCAGACAAAUUCAGACACAAUUAAAGAAAAGUGGUGCUAUAAGAGUUCUAAAGAUAAUAUUAUAGAUGAUAUAACUGACAUUGCUGUGGACAAAGAGGGAAACAUUUAUGUUUGUGGAAAGGGUUCCAAAAACAUCCAUCAGAUAUCAGGUUCAAACCACAUGAAAAACAGAGUGUUCCUAUCGGUACCCGGAUCUCCCCAGUCUCUGUGUGUUGAUGACGAAAGAAGACGCUUGAUCGUGGGUGGUGAAAACGAUGACUUCAUCUACGUUAUUGCAUUAGAAUGA